ACCUGUUGAGAUGCCUGAUGAUAAAUGUGUGAUCAGAUCUCAAUCAGACAGCCAACAGAAGCUGAAAAUGUGUUGUUUUGCAGUGAUGUGGCUUCUGAUCUUCAUCUGCACGUCGACAGUUUGCGCUGUACCCAUAAAUCGAACCCACGAGAACAGUCAUUCCCCAGUUGAUGUCGUUGCCUUAAAUGACACCCAGAAUGUGAUUAGUCCUGUUCCAGGUACAGUUGUUUCAGUAGUUGAUCUGCCAGAGCAAGUCAGUUCAGAGACCUUAGUAGAUGACAUGACUGUCCAAGAGGGAGACAUUUUGAUGCCGGAGGACAGGAAUGCUGUGCAGACCCUGUGGUCAGACGCUGUCGUACCUUUCGCCAUCAGUGCUGAACUGGCUUAUCAAGAGUCAAACAUCUUCGCUGCCUUCAAGAUGAUAUCAGAUUUCACGUGCAUUCGCUUCCGAAGGCACACUACAGAGUUUAACUACCUGAAGUUAAUAGAUGGCAAUGGCUGUGCGUCCUUCAUUGGCUGUCAAGGAGGACCCCAGCCGUUGUAUUACUCUCGGACCUGCAGUGUGGGGAACCUCUGCCAUGAGCUCAUUCACGCUCUGGGGCUGCAUCAUGAACACACCCGCCAGGACCGGAAUCAAUACGUCAAUGUGCAGUGGCAGAACAUCAUACCAGGGGCAAAAAUAAACUUCGUGGUGAAAUCAGGGAAUACUCUGAACCUGCCGUACGACCUUAACUCCAUAAUGCACUACGGAAAGUUUUUUUUCAGUGUAAAUGGAAAUGCGACGAUGUUGCCCAGGUACAGCACAGAGCAGAUGGGUCAGCGAACACAUCUCAGCCCUCUGGAUAUACAGAAACUGAACAAACUCUACCACUGUGAUCAGCGUAGCACAUGGCAUUGAGCGGGCUCGCUGUUGGUUAAUCUGUGUUUGCUGUGAGAUUUAAUAAAAAUUUAAAAAAUCC
This is a messenger RNA of Morone saxatilis (striped sea-bass), 959 nucleotides long. Its product is annotated as high choriolytic enzyme 1-like. Bases 11 to 898 code for a protein of 295 amino acids. Gene Ontology annotation, biological process: proteolysis. NCBI's taxonomy places the organism in Eukaryota, Metazoa, Chordata, Actinopteri, Moronidae. The record is from RefSeq and is a predicted model, not a curated record. Gene Ontology annotation, molecular function: metalloendopeptidase activity; zinc ion binding. The transcript is spliced from 11 exons.